Messenger RNA from Talaromyces amestolkiae, 825 nucleotides. RefSeq lists its product as uncharacterized. The record is from RefSeq and is a predicted model, not a curated record. NCBI's taxonomy places the organism in Eukaryota, Fungi, Ascomycota, Eurotiomycetes, Eurotiales, Trichocomaceae. The transcript has a single exon. The coding region runs from base 1 to 825 and encodes 274 amino acids.
AUGGCAGCGCCCUCGAAACCUUUGGACUCCCUAGUUUUGUAUGAUAUUCAUACGCGCAUUGCAUGUGCUCCAAAUCCCUGGAAGUCGCGAUUGGCGCUCAAUUCCAAAGGCAUUGCCUAUUCCACAACAUGGAUUCCUCUUCCCGAUAUUCCCAAUGUCCGUCGCGCUCUUGAUGUGCCCCCAUGCCACCACAAUGUUGAUGGCACCGGUUACUAUACGCUCCCUAUUUUGAUUGACCCCAACACCAACACCAAGAUCGGAGACUCCUUCGAUAUUGCUGUCUAUUUGCAAAAGACGUAUCCAGCCUCAGGUGUGGGAGAUUUAUUUCCUCCUCAAAAGCUCGACUUCGUCUUCGAUCGGUGGUCUGCUAUUCUAGGGUCAUUUUCCAAGAGUAAGGAUAUUGAAUAUGGCAACUACUCCGACUUCAACGCUCAAGUUGAGGCAGCAUUCACGGCUUAUUUCGCCUUGACAAUGGAGAACUUGCCUCUUCACCCAGACACCGCCGAAGUGACAAAGGCGGAAUACGUUAGUCGCGCUGGGUUAACGUCGUGGGACGAUUUCACAAUGAAACGAGAACAACGAGAGAAGAUGAAUAAGUCUCUCCAUGGCAUGCUGGGUGAGCUGGGAAAGCUAUUUUCAAGGGACAUGAGUGGGCCUUUCCUACUUGGCAAGCAGGUCAGCUAUGCGGAUUUCAUCGUUGGUGGCUGGUUACGCUUGUUGUCUGUAUCUCUUCCCGAUAAGGAAUGGGAGGAGGUCAGAGCUUGCCAUGGAGGUAUUUACGGCCGGCUGCACGAUGGUCUGGAGAAAUAUGCGGAAGUGAAGUAG